Molecule: messenger RNA, 1128 nt
Organism: Pogoniulus pusillus (Red-fronted tinkerbird)
Lineage: Eukaryota; Metazoa; Chordata; Aves; Piciformes; Lybiidae
Gene: ARL9
Product: ADP ribosylation factor like GTPase 9
Exons: 4
Coding region: 67-744 (225 amino acids)
Molecular function (GO): GTPase activity; GTP binding
Source: RefSeq, a predicted model, not a curated record
GGGAGCUCUGCCUGUGUCCCGCUGUGCCUGUGUCCCGCAGCGCCUGUGUCCCGCAGCGGCGCGGCCAUGGGCACUCGCCUCAGGCUCGCCGCUCUCUGGGGGACGGCGCUGGCUGUGGCGGGCGGCGCGGCCGUGGCGGCCUGGGCCUGGGCCCGUCUGCGGCGACGCCCCGCGCUGCCCACCGUUCGCCCUGCCGCUGUCGCAGCCGCCGCUGAUCAGGGUAGAGGACACAGCAAGCAGAUCCUGGUGCUGGGCCUGGACGGGGCCGGGAAGAGCAGCGUUCUGCACUCCCUUGCAACUAACCAUGUGAAGCGCAGUGUGGCUCCCACCGAGGGCUUCAAUGCCAUCUGCAUCAACACGGAGGAGUCCCAGCUGGAGUUCUUGGAAAUCGGGGGCAGCGAAUCUCUACGUUCAUACUGGAAGAUGUAUCUGCCCAAAGUGAUGUUGUUAGUCUAUGUUGUGGACUCGGCUGAUCAUGCCCGACUGCCUAUGGCAAAACAGCUGCUUCAUCAACUGAUCCAGAGCAACUCCACCCUGCCGGUGGUGGUUCUGGCCAACAAGCAGGACCUUGAAGGAGCGUAUUGCAUCACUGAUAUCCAUGAUGCUCUGGCACUGUCUGAUAUUGGGGAUGAGAGGAAGAUGUUCCUGAUUGGUACCCACGUGGCAGAAGAUGGCUCUGAGAUCUCCUCCAGCAUGAAGGAUGCCAAGGAGCUCAUAGCGCAGCUGGUUUUGGAAUCACAGUGACAGCACUUUUCCUGCAACUUGACACUGCUAGUUGAGGGAGCAGAGGUGUUAGUGUAAGGUCAGUUUGCUCUGUGACAACAGGUAUCUUUUCCUUUUGGGUGUGGAAUUCCUCUGAAAAUGAUGUGUAGCUAGUAAGAAAAUUUAAUUUGUAGUGGUUUGAAAGUACACUUGAAAAGUAGUCUAUUUUUUAGUGUAUUUGUAGGGGGAAGUUAGUAUCUUGGACAGCAGAGUUAAGGGCAUGUAUAGCUUAGAUGGAUGAUGAUAGCUUCUUGUCAGGUGAAAAUUAAGCAUUGACUAGUGAACACAGCUGUGUCCAGUGCAUUUAACGUGGCUUGAUGUCUCAGGAUUAAAUGGAGAUAUGUUCAUUUCAGGAAUUUUACAGAA